Lepus europaeus (European hare) is the source of this 1302-nucleotide messenger RNA. It is a transcript of the gene DIPK2B, whose product is annotated as divergent protein kinase domain 2B. Lineage: Eukaryota; Metazoa; Chordata; Mammalia; Lagomorpha; Leporidae. The transcript has 5 exons. The record is from RefSeq and is a predicted model, not a curated record. Bases 1 to 1302 code for a protein of 433 amino acids.
AUGGAGCCCUGGCGGGGGCCUGAGGCUGCCUCCCUCCGCCUGGGCUGGCCUGCCCUGCUGCUGUGGGUCUCCGUCCUGAACUGUUCCUUCUCCUCGCCAGCUUCUCCCCUGCCUUCUCUGGUGCCCCGAGUCAGAACCAGCUACAAUUUCGGAAGGGCUUUCCUCGGUCUUGAUAAAUGCAAUGCCUGCAUCGGGACAUCUAUUUGCAAGAAGUUCUUUAAAGAAGAAAUAAGGUUUGAUGACUCGCUGGCUUCCCACCUUGGACUUUCUCCUGCCCACUUGCCUUCCUACGCUGCGAAUUACUCGGAUGAUUCCAAAACCUGGCGCCCUGUGGAGAUCUUCAGGCUGCUCGACAAAUACCAAAACGAGAUCUCAGACAGGAGGAUCUGUGCCUCUGCCUCAGCCCCCAAAACCUGCAGCAUCGAGCGGGUCCUGCGCAAAACAGGGAGGUUCCAGAAAUGGCUGCAGGCCAAGCGCCUAACACCGGACCUGGUGCAGGGCCUGCCCAGCCCCCUCCUGCGUUGCCCGUCGCAGCGACUCCUGGACCGCGUGGUGCGGCGCUACGCCGAGGUGGCCGAUGCCGGCAGCAUCUUCAUGGACCACUUCACCGAGCGUGACAAGCUGCGUCUGCUCUACACGCUGGCUGUCAACACUCACCCCAUCCUCCUACAGAUCUUCCCCGGGGCCGAGGGAUGGCCGCUGCCCAAGUACCUCGGCUCCUGUGGCAGAUUCCUGGUCAGCACCAGCACCAGACCACUGCAGGAAUUCUAUGGUGCACCCCCAGACCAGGCAGCCGACCUCGCCUACCAGCUUCUCAGCAUCCUGGAGUCUCUGAGGAGCAAUGAUUUGAACUACUUCUUCUAUUUCACCCAUGUUGACGCACGCACGUUUGGCAUCUUUAACAACGGGCAUCUGUUCAUCCGGGAUGCCAGCACACUGGGCGUCAUCGACAAGCAGGAAGGCAACCAAGCCACGGCCAGCGCCGCGGAGAAUAAGGACAUUUUUAGCUGCCUGGUUUCCGGCUGCCAGGCCCAGCUGCCCUCCUGCGACACCGUCCCUGAGAAGCAGAGCCUGGUGCUGGUGUGUCAGCAGCUGCUGCCGCCACUUCUCCAGGGCAGGUUCCCCUCCCCGGUGCAAGAGGAGAUAGACGCUGCUCUCGCUCGCUGUGGGGAGGGCGCCCGGCCUGACCCGGAAGUCCUCAGGGCCGCCAGUCACCUGAAGGAGCUCCUGAGGCCCCUGAGAACCUGUGACCCCAGAUUUGCCUACCGAUACCCAGACUGCAAGUACAAUGAGAAGUUCUGA